Messenger RNA from Calypte anna (Anna's hummingbird), 4097 nucleotides. It is a transcript of the gene QSOX2, whose product is annotated as quiescin sulfhydryl oxidase 2. The transcript is spliced from 12 exons. Gene Ontology annotation, molecular function: protein disulfide isomerase activity; flavin-dependent sulfhydryl oxidase activity. Lineage: Eukaryota; Metazoa; Chordata; Aves; Apodiformes; Trochilidae. Gene Ontology annotation, cellular component: Golgi membrane. The coding region runs from base 219 to 2300 and encodes 693 amino acids. The record is from RefSeq and is a predicted model, not a curated record. Gene Ontology annotation, biological process: protein folding.
GUCCCGGCUGCCAAGAGGCGCGUCCCCACCCGGGGAAAAGCCAUUUCGCCGCCUAUGGCCGGAGCGGCCUCGCUGCCUUCGGACGAGGAACCCCUCGCUUCCUUCACAAGGAAACCGAAGCUGAGCUUCCAAAGCCAGAGAGAACCGAAGGGAGCGGGUAUCGCCGGGCUCCGCGCUGCCCCGCGUUAGGCCGCGUCUCCAGGGCCGGGCGCGUUGCUAUGGCGGCCCCGCCCCGCCCCUCGCCGCUGCGUCCCAACAUGGCGGCGGGCGGCGGGCGGCCGGGGCUGCUGCUGCUGCUGCCGGUGCUGCUGGCCCCGCUGCUGCUGUUGCUGCUGCUGCUACCGGCGGCAGCGCGGCUGUACCGGCCGGGUGAGGACCCGCUGACCGUGCUGUCGGCCGGUUCGGUGAGGCAGGCUCUGCUCAACUCCUCGGCCGCCUGGGUAGUGCAGUUCUACAGCUCGUCCUGCGGCCACUGCAUCGCCUUCGCCCCCACCUGGCGGGCCCUGGCUGGGGACGUCAAAGACUGGGAAUCUGCAAUUAGAGUGGGUGUGCUGGAUUGUGGAGAUGAAGAGAACUUUGAGACGUGCAAAGAAUACGGUGUUCACUAUUACCCAACUGUCAGGUACUUCAAAGCAUUUACAAAGCAGUUUACUACUGGAGAAAAUUACAAAGGAGCAGACAGAGAGCUGCAGACAGUUCGUCAGAUGAUGGUUGACUUCUUACAGAACCACUCCCAAGAGGUGAGGCCGCCUGCUUGCCCACCAUUGGAUCCUGUUUUGCUCCCUGAUGUUGCUUCUCUUUUGGACAAGAAGAGCCAUCACUACACUGCCAUUGUGUUUGAAAACAGUAACUCCUAUGUUGGACGAGAGGUUAUCUUAGACUUGAUCCAGUAUGAAAACAUCAUUGUAAAGAGAGCAUUGGAUUUUGAUAAGCCCUUUCUUGAGAAACUUGGUAUUACUUCAGUCCCUUCAUGCUAUCUGGUGCAUCCAAAUGGGUCCCAUGGGUUAAUUAACACUUUGAAGCCUCUACGGUCUGUCUUUUCUUCGUAUUUAAAGUCACUGCCAGGUGUAAGGAAAAAGCUUCUUUUGCCACUUCAGCUCCCUGCUCAAGAAAACAAGGAAAGUACAGAAAUCAAGGUGUGGAAAGAGUUUGAUAAGUCCAAGCUGUACAUGGCUGACCUUGAGUCAGGAUUGCAUUACCUGCUCAGGGUAGAGCUGGCUACACACAAGACACUGGAGGGAGCUGAGCUGAAGACCUUCAAGGAUUUUGUUACUGUCUCUGCCAAGCUUUUUCCUGGCCGUCAGCCUGUGGUGAAGUUGUUAGAGACCUUACAAGAGUGGCUGGUGAGCCUUCCAUUAGACAAAAUCCCUUAUGAUGCUAUCCUGGAUCUGGUCAACAACAAAAUGCGGAUUUCUGGGAUAUUUCUUGCUAAGAAGAUUCAGUGGGUUGGGUGUCAGGGCAGCAGACCAGAGCUGAGAGGUUAUACCUGUUCCCUUUGGAAGCUGUUUCACACCCUCACUGUUCAAGCUGCACUGAGACCAAAAGCUUUGAUGAAUACAGGUCUUGAAGACAAUCCCCAAAUAGUACUUCAGGUCAUGAGGAGAUACAUUCACCACUUUUUUGGAUGCAAGGCUUGUGCUCAGCAUUUUGAAGAAAUGGCUAAGGAGUCCCUGGAUUCAGUUCAGACCUUAGACAAGGCUGUUCUCUGGCUCUGGGAGAAGCACAACGUUGUGAACAGCAGGCUGGCAGGAGAUUUGACUGAAGAUCCAAAAUAUCCCAAAGUUCAGUGGCCAACUCCAGAUAUGUGUCCUGCAUGUCAUGAAGAAAUUAAAGGAUUACACAGCUGGAAUGAAGCUGAAGUUCUACAAUUCUUGAAGGAUCACUAUAACAGUGAAAAUAUUCUAUAUAAAUACAUUGAAAGCCAGACUGACUCCAUUGAAACUGAGCAGGGAGAUGCAAAGGAGGUGAAGGACAAAAGCCUCCUGAAGAAACCUAGUGGAAAUAGAGAAAAUAAGAUCCAGGAUAAAGAAAACAUUCUAGAUUCCGACUCAAAGGUGUUAGAUAAGCUCAUAGCAAACCAUGGACCUGUCAAGGAUAGCAGUAAAGGUGCAGUUGGCUCAGCUACCCUUAAAGAGAUGAAGCAGACUGUGUCUUUCUUAGGGAUUGGAUUCUCAAACCUAGACAUGAGUCUGUGUGUCAUACUGUAUGUAGCAUCCUCCUUGUUUUUAAUGAUCAUGUACUUUUUUUUCCAGAUGCGCUCGAAGCGUUGGAAGGUGAAGUCUCACCGUUCAUCUGUCUAGGAGUUUGAUCCAGAAACAAAGCUUUCCUUGUAUGUGGCUGUUCAGUACCAGACACAGCUAUGAUAUUUAUGAUCAGGGAUUUUAUAUACAGUAUUCCUUGUUUAAAACCCCUUUCUUCUCAAGUCAUUUCACAAGUGUUCUAACUUCACGUCCAGAGCUCGCUGUAAGGACCCAAACCUUUGACUGAGGCACACACUGAGUGCUGCCAGAAAAUGGCCACUGAAGUAAGCAUUGCAUUUUCCAGGCAAGAUUUUUCUCUGGCUUAUCAUCUAUGUCCUUUACUCAGUCUCAGAGUAAACAUUACAUUAUGCAAUCAACUCUGCCUGGUUUUCGAAGGGAAUUGGAUAUUGUUUUGUGUACUUCAAGUCAGGGUGUUGUUUUUUCUUUUAAUUUUUUCCAGAGCUCAUUUUACCUACCAGAGUACUAAACAGCUAUGCUGUUACCUGGGGAGAAGCAAGAAUUCUGUUUUUUUUUUUUUUUUUCAGAAAACACGAGUUCUAAUCUGAUGAAACCAACUCUAAAUUUCUAAGCCUAUACAACUUUCUCAAAUAUUAUUUACACUUCAGAUUUAAAGUAGAAAGCACAGCACGUCCAAGGAAGUCUUCCAUUCUCCUGUGCAUUCCAGCCAAGGAUGUGUAUGUCUCUGCUAGGAUGAGAACUUCUGGGGCAGCUUGUGUCUCAGUAAACUACCUAAUUCUGAUUGCUAAUGCAGUCUUCUAUUUUAAUGGAGCUGAGAGGUAAACAAGGGCAGGCUCAGACCCAGUGCUUCAUUUGCUUCUCUGUUGGAUGCAUUGAUGGAGUGUGAGAUAACACACCUCACUCAGAUAUGAACCAGAAAAGGAGCUGAGUAAUUAUUGGAACUCAGUUCUGGUUAAGUCCAGCAAAGGGAGACUUUCUAAUGAAGGACAGGGAGAUUUGCAUCACCAUGCCAGAACAAAUGCAUAGAACUGGGAAUACUGAGUUCUCUGUGAUGUUGGAUAACUCCCUUACAUGUAGUAACUUCUCUUCCUCUGAGGGGGGGUAAACACUUCACCUGGUUUUUCCAGUCCUGAGCUCACAGAGAGUGUCACCUGCUGGGUGUAAAGUUGUCAGUAUUUGGAAGAACAGCCCAUUUCUCCUGCCUUUCCUUCUGUUGGGGUGCUCUUCUCUUUGGGUCAAGAAAGGUUCAACUGAAGGGUUAGGCUGAGCUGCUCUGUUCUGGGCUGGGGCAGCAGCUGGGGAUGGGGUCGUUCCCUUUAUAGAUCUGGGUAGUUGGGGUCCUGCCUGGCAGCAAUUAGAAGAAACCAUGAGAACUGUUACUGUAUCUUCCAAAAUUACUAUUUGGAAUAGGAGUUCCUCUCUGAUCUUAGCUGUGGGGGAUAAUUCAUGUCCUGGAUAGUGAAGUUUAUAAUCCUAUCCAAUGUAAUUGAGCAUGUUCUAGUUAUCCAUUACCUAAUCUUUAGUUAAUCCUAAUAGGUUUUGGCCUCAAUGUUUUCUUGUGGCAGUGAGUUCUCCAGAUUAAUUAUGUUAUAUAAAAAGGCUUUUCCUUUCAAUUCUACAUUUGCAACUUUUAAUUUAAUUGAAUGUUUGCUGUCUCUUCUGUUAUGUGAGAAGGAAUAGUCCCUGGCCAAUUAGCUGCAUGUGUACUGUCAGUGUGUCCUCUUAUACCCAUCAUAAGCCCUAGCAUAAAAAGUUUUAAAAUCCUAGCAACAAGAACGGUCUUAAAAGCACAAAAAAACUGAACAGGGAGAUUUUUUCAUAAACCUUCUUUGUUCACAAAACAGAAUGUUUCUGACAUGAGCUUCUGCAGCUUCCCAU